UCCGAGCCCAGUUUUUCCUCGAUCCGGAACAUCGCAUUGCGUGAAGCAACCAUCCCAAGGCAAAAACGAAAACGACAGCAGUUAAAUGGCUGAGUUGCUGAAUAUCGACAGCAUCAUUUCACGGCUGUUAGAAGUACGUGGUGCACGGCCUGGAAAAAGUGUUCAACUGUCGGAAAGUGAAAUACGUGGAUUAUGUUUAAAGUCACGAGAAAUCUUUCUAUCACAACCAAUCCUGCUGGAAUUGGAAGCACCGCUUAAAAUUUGUGGUGACAUUCACGGACAGUAUUACGAUUUAUUACGUCUAUUUGAAUAUGGUGGUUUUCCGCCAGAAUCAAAUUAUUUAUUUUUGGGCGAUUAUGUAGAUCGUGGCAAACAAUCGUUAGAAACAAUAUGUCUCUUGCUUGCAUACAAAAUUAAAUAUUCAGAAAAUUUUUUCUUACUCCGAGGAAAUCAUGAGUGUGCUAGUAUCAACAGAAUUUAUGGUUUCUAUGACGAAUGCAAAAGACGUUAUACAAUAAAACUAUGGAAAACAUUUACAGACUGUUUCAACUGUUUGCCAGUAGCAGCUAUUGUUGAUGAAAAAAUCUUCUGCUGUCAUGGCGGUCUAAGCCCAGAUCUCACGUCCAUGGAACAGAUUAGACGUAUUAUGAGGCCCACAGAUGUUCCCGAUCAGGGCCUACUAUGUGAUCUCUUGUGGUCCGAUCCCGAUAAAGACACAAUGGGAUGGGGAGAAAAUGAUCGUGGCGUUAGUUUUACAUUUGGAGCUGAAGUCGUUGGAAAGUUUCUACAAAAACAUGAUUUCGACCUGAUAUGUCGGGCUCAUCAAGUUGUGGAAGAUGGUUAUGAGUUCUUCGCGAAACGACAGUUAGUAACAUUGUUUUCAGCGCCCAACUACUGCGGUGAAUUCGACAAUGCCGGUGCAAUGAUGUCGGUCGAUGAUACGCUGAUGUGCUCGUUCCAGAUAUUGAAGCCAGCUGACAAACACACAACCCGAAGGAACUGAAAUAUGGGCGGCGAUAGCAUUAAAGCCGAUCGCGUCAAAAAGAAAAGAAAUAAUUGUGCUAUAUUGCUACUUCUUCUUCCGACUUGCAAGAGUUGAAAGAUACCAUUCAUUAAACAUUAUAUUAAAUAAUUUUUAAUUAUCCGAUGAAAGCAAAAUGAAAACAUAUACGAAUGUUCAGACAAGAGAAAAAAAUAACGGAUUGAAACAUUGAAGAAAAAAUGCAUAAAUUAGUAAUAUUAUAAAAGAACAAUUACUUAUAAUAAUUAUAGUAUGGAACACGAAAGAUAUUUUCAACAACCGGAAUUAUAUUUUCUGUUUGAGAACGAAUAAAAAAAAACCAAUGCAGGGAGAAAACUAUAAUUAAUUUAUUGCAAGCCAGACUUGCAACUCUUCGAAGGAUACAUAAUUUAGUUUCAGAAACUUCUGAAAUCUUGUCAGUUGACGGUGAAAUUCUUAAAUUUAACUCUGUAUUUGUGAAAACAACACGAGCAUAUAAAGCCCCCUCUUUGCACAGAUUUCUCUCUGUAUCACAAAUAGAAAUUGAAAACUUAAAAUAUAAUAUGCAAUUAUUUUUUACGAACCAACACAAUCAAAUGUUUGUUUCUGUAUAAUUUAAAUUAAAGCAAAGAUGCGUUCCUUUGUUAAUUUCGAUGUUUCUUUUCAAUGAGAGCUUUCUAUACAUACAAACUUAAAUAUUGAUGCGUUGAAAUUAUUUUUUCAUGACGUUUUUUAAUUGACAGUAGAGGAAAUAGUAGUUUUUAAUUUAUAUCCGGUAAAACUGUGAAUUCUAGUUUUUCUAUCCGUUUUUUUAUUAACAGUCUUAAUAAUUUUUAAUCGUGCCGAUUCACCGAAGAGAGACACGAGUGAAAAUCCACUGUCGUUUUAUGAUAUUUGUUUAAUACUUUAUUUUCUUUUUUCUCUCUUGCGAAUUGUAGAUUUUUUUGCAUUAUUCAUUGCAAUAUAUUGUAUAUACAUCAUACUCAUUUUAUAACUUUCUUUUUCUUGCAUCGUUUUCUUGAUGAACAAUGAACAAAGCAAACUGCAUUGACAAGAAUGUUAGUUGAGAGUAAAUAAGUACAUGAAUUCAAGAACUUUGACAUUAAAAUAUACGUGUAAACUUUCAAUUUUCAACUGAAUUUCUUUUCAUCCCUUUGAUAAAAAAACCCCCUACAUCCGAAAAUAUUUUGUAGUAAGGACUAUGUGUGUCCGAAAGAACAAAAUAUUUUCCACGAAAAUCACAUUUAUGUAUGAACUUUAUCUGGAAAAAGAUGAACAAAAGUGGAUUUAUAUAUAAAAUAUGUUUUAUCAUUUGCGCUUGAAAUCUAAUAUUGAACGAUAUUUCGGUUGUUGCACUAAAUUGGUAUGACUAGAAUGUACAUAAUACAUACGUAAAACUUUACACAUGCAUCUAGUUUGUAACAUAUAUACAUAUUUGACUUGAACACUUUCCUUUUCCGUUGAAUAAAACCAACAUUUCAAUU
This is a messenger RNA of Hermetia illucens (black soldier fly), 2484 nucleotides long. Its product is annotated as serine/threonine-protein phosphatase alpha-1 isoform. The record is from RefSeq and is a predicted model, not a curated record. Gene Ontology annotation, molecular function: protein serine/threonine phosphatase activity. Gene Ontology annotation, cellular component: cytoplasm; nucleus. Bases 86 to 1003 code for a protein of 305 amino acids. NCBI's taxonomy places the organism in Eukaryota, Metazoa, Arthropoda, Insecta, Diptera, Stratiomyidae. The transcript has 8 exons.